AUGGGGUCCAAUCAAUAUCUCGGCCGCGCAGCAGACACAAGUUCAGCAGGACCCCUCGUCUUUGCCCUCACCCUCUUCCAAGCUUUAACAACAGGUAGCUGCCCCUUCCUCCUUGACUUUAACGGAGGGAUCCAAUACCGGUUUCGGUCCCAGCUCCAAAUCAGCAAGCUCAAGACCCACGCUACCCUCGAGGACAUCGAGGUCCAACUCCACAUAAUGCUCGGCAUGAUCAACAAUAUGUCUCGAAACAUCCGACGAGAAGUCAUCACGCGCCAUGAGGAGGUCAGGGAUUUGUUAAUCCGCAAUCGCAACGGCAAUUGCGAUGAAAAUGAGGACAACAACAACAACAACAACAACAACAACAACAACAACAACAACAACAACAACAACAACAACAACAACAACAACAACAACAACAACAACAACAACAACCACAACAACCACAACGACAAAGGGAAGGGCACUGACAACGGAAAUGGCAGUGGCCAUAGAGACGGUUUCCACCAUGGUUUGCCGCCUUCAGCAUCACCUGGUCCUGGAUCCUUACACCCGAGUCCUCGUAUUCCCGAUGAAGUACGCGCAACUGACGCCAUGAUGCAUCCAGGAAUAUCACCAAAGUAG
Neurospora tetrasperma FGSC 2508 is the source of this 621-nucleotide messenger RNA. RefSeq lists its product as uncharacterized. The transcript has a single exon. Bases 1 to 621 code for a protein of 206 amino acids. The record is from RefSeq and is a predicted model, not a curated record. Lineage: Eukaryota; Fungi; Ascomycota; Sordariomycetes; Sordariales; Sordariaceae.